CUCUCAUCAACGCCCAACAAUGCCUCGACUCUAUCUUAAUAUAAGAUUCUAAUGAAUCUAAACUCUCUUUGAAAAUAGAACCACUAGGUUUCCAGCCUAUACUGCCUUCAAGAAACAAUGUCCACCAACGGACAGCCACCUCGUCAAUUCACACUUCGACAGCCGCCAUACACAUACUAUCACCUAUCUCUACGCCGUCUAGCCCUGACUUCUCUACAGCCACAGGAGUCAGUGGACGAGAUUACUGCGCGGACUCAUCUGAGCUCGGCCUUGCAGCAGUACCUAGGUCUAACUGGAACGGCGAUUUCGAUCGACAUUUUGAAAGUCCAAGAUUGCAACGUCUGGAUCCGUGUGCCACAAGAUGACGAGGUCGGUGUCACUGCGAGUUUGAGCCAGUGGGUUGGCACCAAGGACUUGACAUGGAAGAUCGAACAGAAGGGGACAUGGUUGGGCGGAGUCACAGGCAGAGCCACUGGAGGACGACAGCUAUGGGAUAUGGGUGGUGAGGCCCAACGAUGAUUAUCUAUCUGAUA
Molecule: messenger RNA, 533 nt
Organism: Exophiala mesophila
Lineage: Eukaryota; Fungi; Ascomycota; Eurotiomycetes; Chaetothyriales; Herpotrichiellaceae
Exons: 1
Coding region: 118-519 (133 amino acids)
Biological process (GO): intronic box C/D snoRNA processing; tRNA processing; nuclear-transcribed mRNA catabolic process, RNase MRP-dependent
Cellular component (GO): nucleolar ribonuclease P complex; ribonuclease MRP complex
Molecular function (GO): ribonuclease MRP activity
Source: RefSeq, a predicted model, not a curated record